UUCUUCUCUUAGCCCCCCCUUUCUCUUAUAUAUCUUCUUGUGGACUAGUUAUUCUUUGUGUGGUGUAAUUUCAUAUCCACAAUAACAGCAACAAUAAUUUUCUCUUAAUUAAAUAUUAGAUCAUAUAAUCUUCAGUCCCCGGCCGCUAUAGAAUCCGAAAAUCGUGCCACAGCCGCCGCGCGCCAUGGAGGACUCAGCCGGCCCAACAAACUCAUCUGCCGACGAUGCAAAGAGUUGUCCCCGAGGCCACUGGAGGCCUGCCGAGGACGAAAAGCUCCGGCAGCUGGUGGAACAGUACGGUGCCCAGAACUGGAACUCAAUCGCUGAAAAGCUCCAGGGAAGAUCAGGAAAGAGUUGCAGAUUGAGGUGGUUUAAUCAGCUCGACCCCAGAAUUAACCGAAGGCCAUUUACUGAAGAAGAAGAGGAAAAAUUACUAGCAGCUCAUAGAAUUCAUGGCAACAAGUGGGCGUUAAUAGCUAGGUUAUUCCCUGGACGCACAGAUAAUGCUGUGAAGAAUCACUGGCACGUUAUAAUGGCCAGAAAACAAAGGGAAGAAUCCAAGCUUUGCGGGAAAAGAAGCUCAUGCCAAUUACAAGAUCAUGUUUAUUGCAACGAUUCCGAGGGGAAUUUUCCGGCCCGCAAAAUUACUAGCUUUGGAAUUUAUGAUAAUAAUAUCGAUCAUUAUCAUAAUCAUGGUCAUCAGUACUUCAAGCAAGUCAUGAUCGAUAAAGAUAGGAUGUUGCUCUCGGAGUCUCCUUCUAGUACAACUUCUUCUCCUCCUUCUAAUUGGAACUUUGCUUCGACGACGACGAUGGCGACAACAAAUGCUAGUGCUAAACCAGUAUUAGAGGGUCGUUUUUUCAUGAGAAGAGAUCAAGAUUAUGGUGAGAGAGAAUUCUUUAAGUGUGGUAAUCCUAUUUCUGAUCAUAAUUACUACAGAUCAUUGUACCCAAGUAAUUCUUCUUCAUGGUUCGGAGGAAAUAAUUACAACAAGAGGGUCCAUGUUUCAAGACCUUUUGAUCAUCUUCAAUAUCAUCAAUAUAAUCACUAUGGAAUAUUAGGCAAGAAUUGCAAGAUGCAGAGAGAUCAUCAGACGUUAUUAUUAGCAAAUAGAAAUAAUAGCUUUUGUGAUAAGGUUACACCAAGAGCUACGUAUGGAAAGUUAAGGGCAAGUAGUAGUACAAUAUUGCAAGGGCAAGAAGGUGAUGAUGAUCAUCAAUCCAACCUUGAAGCCAAAGAAGUUCAUUUCAUAGAUUUUCUUGGUGUGGGGAUCUCUUCGAAUUCUUAAUUGAGGACACUUUUUUUUUUAAUUUUUUUUUUCUAUAACAUAGUGUAUAGUUUAAUUAGAUAAUAUUACUUUAUAAUCAUA
This is a messenger RNA of Morus notabilis, 1369 nucleotides long. Its product is annotated as transcription factor MYB54. Gene Ontology annotation, molecular function: RNA polymerase II cis-regulatory region sequence-specific DNA binding; DNA-binding transcription factor activity, RNA polymerase II-specific. Lineage: Eukaryota; Viridiplantae; Streptophyta; Magnoliopsida; Rosales; Moraceae. Bases 185 to 1288 code for a protein of 367 amino acids. Gene Ontology annotation, biological process: regulation of DNA-templated transcription. Gene Ontology annotation, cellular component: nucleus. The record is from RefSeq and is a predicted model, not a curated record. The transcript is spliced from 2 exons.